UGAGGGGUGCAGAAGCAACUGCAAAUGGGGGGACUGGUGGCAGAGAUGUAGGCAAAUAGGCAAAUACCAACAAGGGAGGCAGACAGGCCAGGGAUUGGGCAGAGCCGGGCGAGUUGGAUAGGUCCCGGGCCGCAGACCUGGUACAACCAAAAAGCAAAACAGUGGCAACUGCUGGGCCGCCUCCCAGGAGAGUGGAUAUAUCCUCUGACUGGUGCCUCUCCUUGUCCCAGUGGAGACAUUCCCUGACUCACCUAUUCUGAGUCCACCACUGUGUCUCCCAGAUGCCUGCGACUCCCCAGCAGCCCUCGGGGCACGAGGAGGGGCUCCCCGAGCCUACAGCGGAGGCAGCAAUGUGGCUAGCGAUCCCCUGCGGCCCUUGUAUCCCCAUCAUGUUGGGCCUGGCCUCCCUCACAGCCUUCUUCAUCAUAACUACUGCUGUACUGGCCGAACGCCUGUUCCGCCGCCCGCAACCAGACCCCAGCCAGCGUGCACCCACCCUCGUCUGGCGCCCUGGAGGAGAGCUGUGGAUCGAGCCCACGAGCAGCGCCCGGGAACGCUUCGAGGACUGGUACGGCUCCUCCAUGCCUCUGCUGAUGGACAGGGCUCCAGAUCCCCCAACCCCCGGGGGCACCUUGGAGGGCAGAGCAACUGCUCCACCAGUCGCUUCACUGCCACACGCUUCGCCCUGCUCUUUAGUCCCUCAGACUCCACCAGAAGUCCCAGCCCAGAGCACCUUCUGGAGGCCUCAGACCCAAGAGGAGAGGCCGCAUGACACAGGCCCGGUGAGCUGGGUUGGGCCUGAGCCGAUGCCAGAGGCUGGCUUGCAGGUUGGGAGCCCCAGGGCUUGGAGGCUGAGGCAAGGGAGCCUUGAGGCUGAGUGGGGUCUCCAGCCCCGGGUCACCCUGGAACAGAUCUCGGCGUUCUGGAAGAGGGAAGGCCGGACCAGUGUGGGUUUCUGAAUCUUCAGAACCUGUAAGACUAACUCCCACCUCUGAGGGGCUACGGGGGUCAGCUCCAGCCUUAGGCCUGACCCUUGCGCUGGAUAGGACCUUUUGUGUGGAAAUUUCUGUCUUCUGCACCUGGCUGGUGGACAGGCUAAGAGUAUGGACAGCCUGCACUCCAAGGCUUGCCUGAAGUUCGGCUUAGGUUAAAAUGCCUAGACUCUGAGAAUUGAAGGCAAGGCUAGUUGGCUAUAGGCCAGAAGGCUUCAAGAUGGCACGUCAGGGUACAAACUUACCUACGACAGCCUAUCAAAAUAAAGAGGCCCUGUAUGGGAUGCUGACCAACAGCCCAGAGCUGGUAGUUAUGAGCGUCAGUCACGUGGGCAGGAGAUGGCAGGAAUCUUACUCUCCAGAGCCACAAACCCUAUCUGUGCCCAGCCACUCUCUCCCGCCACUGUGAGGCCCUCCAGCAAAACACAGAAGACAAACCCAGGAGGAAUCUUUGAUUCCAUACAAAUCAUGGCUUUGGCCACACGCAAUUUGCUGAGCCGAGCUGGAGAGACUGUCUCUUGCCUGGAGUUGGGAUAUAGACUCAAAAAGGAUCAGUAGGCACCUCUGCCCUUUGACGUAUGGCGUCACACAUCCUACAGUGCAGUUUUAUUAUUCCAUGUUAAGAAAAGCCUGGCCUAACGAGACCUGAGUGUGUUCCAGUACGGGAAAGAAGCUUGUCCCCGAGAAGGCACGCUCUCCAAACAGAGCCUUUGCCGUCUUAUCUGCAGCGUGCUGGAGUGGUCCAGAGGGGCAGGUUUGCUGUGAGGCAGACUUACUUAUAGAGAUUCUUGCCAUAGACGUGGAGUCCCAAAUAUCUGUAUGGCACCAGCUGACUUCUUUAGGAGAGGGGUUCGCAGUGGGGAAAAGCACUGGGCCCUUCAGUCCCUGGAAAUCUGAGUUCCCAAACUUCAGUCAAAAGUAUGAAGGUUUUCAUAUCAGUUUACCUUUUGUUUUAUUAUUUGCUAAAUAAAUUUGCUUUAAAGUAAA
Apodemus sylvaticus (European woodmouse) is the source of this 1979-nucleotide messenger RNA. RefSeq names its product chromosome 1 C16orf54 homolog (gene C1H16orf54). NCBI's taxonomy places the organism in Eukaryota, Metazoa, Chordata, Mammalia, Rodentia, Muridae. The record is from RefSeq and is a predicted model, not a curated record. The coding region runs from base 282 to 959 and encodes 225 amino acids. The transcript is spliced from 2 exons.